CAGCGAUUCGUCGUGUUUGUACAUAGAUAUCUAUGGUGUUUGUAGUAGAAGCUCAUCCGAGCCUGGUCAUGGGCUUAGUUAGCUAUUACCAUGAUGCAAAUUAGUCAUAACUAUCUGUAUCCGUUAUAACUGAAAAUGGCUUAACUCUGCAGCCUGCUUGUGUUAUUUGUGUCAUGAAGCGAUGGCAGUUAGCCUGAAGUUAGCUAGCGGUUUAACUGAACAGAUAUGAGUCGACACGCAGAGAUUCAAAGUGAAAUAGUUAUAAAACGCAGCUCAUGGUCCAAAAAGAGAUCCAGAGAUACAGGAAUGCGGAGCGAUUUAACUCCGGCUAAGAAGCGGCUCAGUGCAGAACAAUGUAAACCAGAACAAUGUAAACCAGAACAAUGUAAACCAGCCGAAGAUAUAAAUAAAGAACCACAGAUCAAGAUAGAAGACAGAGUCCCAGAGCAGUGCUGCAGUGACAGUGAAGAUCUCUUUGAUGGCUACGACAGCAUUAUCGCUGACACCUCCUUCCUCGCCAAGCUGGAAGAUUUUGAACAGGAUCACGCACCACAAACCAGCUCACAGAACAUCGAUCAUCUCACAGACUUUGUGGACAAUUUCCAUGAUUUACCGAGCUCUCAACUUGCGUUUCAGCAAGAUGUGCAAAAUAAAUCUCACCCAGCCCACACAGGAGGAACCGGGAACACGUCUGUUCCCGAUAAGAGAUGCUCCGAUCCGAUCUCCAUUGAUCAGAACAAACCCUCCAGCAAGGCCAGGAGAAGCAUGGCUGACCAGCUGAAAAGGGCCAUGCUGGAAAACGCUACUUCUUCCAACACGGUUUCAAAGGCUGUUCUGCAGAAAGAGGCAGCAGUGAGCGAAGAAAUUAGUGCAGCCGUGCAGACUAUCAAAUACGCGCCCCAAGAAGGAGAUUUGGGUCCUUUCUUUGGGCUUCCAUCCAAAGUUAAGGAUUUAAUCAAGAGACUGAAGAGGAUUGAGGACUUGUAUGAGUGGCAGAAGGUGUGCCUGAAUUUGGACUCAGUGAUCCACAGAAAGAAUUUGAUCUACUCUCUUCCGACGAGUGGAGGGAAGACGUUGGUGGCUGAGAUUCUUAUUUUUAAAGAGAUUCUCUGUAGGAAGAAAGACGCUCUGCUGAUAUUACCAUAUGUAUCCUUGGUGCAAGAAAAGGUUCGAGGAUUGUCAAGUUUUGGUAUUGAGCUGGACUUCUUAGUAGAGGAGUAUGCUGGGAGUAAAGGAAAAUUCCCUCCUGUGAAAAGACGAAGCAAGAAUUCACUUUACAUUGCCACGAUAGAGAAAGGUCAUAGCCUAGUGAACUCGCUGAUUGAGACAAACAGACUGGACAACAUCGGCUUAGUGGUGGUCGAUGAGCUACACAUGCUUGGAGACGGCAGCAGAGGAGCGAUUCUCGAGAUGACUCUGGCCAAAGUACUCUACAUCAGCAAAAGCACACACAUCAUUGGAAUGAGUGCAACUCUGGGGAACGUAGCAGAUCUCCUGAGUUUCCUGAAGGCUGACAACUACACCAAUGACUUCAGACCUGUCCAGCUGAAGGAGUAUGUGAAACUGAGGGACAGUAUAUAUGAAAUCGAUCCUAAAGAGGAGCACUGCUUCUGCUUCUCACGUGUGCUGAAUUUUAAGUACUCCAGCGGGAUGCAGAAGCUGGAUCCGGACCACAUUAUUGCUCUGGUUACUGAAGUGAUCCCUCAACAGUCCUGUUUAAUAUUCUGUGCCACCAAGAAGAACUGUGAAAACGUAGCUGGUAUGAUCUGCAAGUAUCUGAAUAAAGACUUCCUCAAGCACAGAGAGGAGCAGAAAGCGACACUGCUCUCCGAGCUGAGGAACAGUGGGAAUGGCGCGUUGUGUCCCGUGCUACAGAAGACUGUGCCCUUCGGCCUGGCGUACCACCACAGCGGUCUGACCAGUGAUGAAAGGAAGCUGCUGGAGGAGGCCUACUCAUCCGGAGUGCUCUGUCUCCUCGCCUGCACCUCCACCCUGGCUGCGGGCAUCAACCUCCCUGCUCGCAGGGUGAUCCUGCGCUCCCCAUACAUGGGAGCAGACUUCAUAAAGAGGAGUCAGUACAAGCAGAUGGUGGGAAGAGCAGGUCGUGCUGGGAUUGAUUCAAUGGGUGAGAGCAUCGUCAUCCUGCAGGACAAAGACAAGGAGCGGGUCAAAGAGCUAGUGUGUGCGCCAGUGGAGAACUGUUACAGCAACCUGUUACAUGAUGGGAGUCACGGCCUUCUAAGUCUCAUUCUCUCCCUCAUUGGCCUUGAAAUCACAUGCACUGUGGAGCAGGUCCUGGAGUUCAUGUCCAGGACUUUACUCAGCAUCCAGGAAACUCGGCUUUGUCUGCAGAAGAGUCUUAGUAAGCUUACAGUGGAGUCUAUAGAGAUGCUGAAUCAAAAGGGCCUCAUCACCAUGGCUUCUCACGAGCAAUCUGUGCUGCGUGUCACCAAACUUGGAAGAGCAACAUAUAAAGGCUCAGUAGAUCUGAGAUACUCGGACAUCCUCUACAGAGACUUGUCUAAAGGUCUGGAAGGUCUGCUGCUGAACAGUUUUCUGCAUUUGGUGUAUCUGGUCACUCCAUAUGACAUGGUUUCCCAGAUCAAGCCAGAAUGGAUGAUCUACUUCAGUCAGAUAACAAAGCUGUCUGCCGCUGAACAGAAGAUGGCGGCCACUAUUGGUGUGCCCGAGAGCUUCCUCGUUCGGAAAGCAGCUGGACAGAGUGUGAGAAAGAGUAUAGACCCUGCAGUGGUGAACAGACUGUACCUGGCUCUGGUGCUUUAUUCUCUUCUGAAAGAGACGAAUGUGUGGAAUGUCUCGGACAGAUUUCAGCUGACGCGAGGCCUCAUUCAGACCCUCGUCAGUUCCUCCUCAGCCUUCUGCUCCUGUGUGCUGCAUUUCACUGAGGAGCUGGAGGAGUUUUGGGCCUAUAAAGCUCUUCUCACCGAGCUGACCCGCAGACUGACCUACUGCGUACAGGCUGAGCUCAUUCCACUGAUGGAGGUCACUGGAGUCAUGGAGUUCCGUGCCAAGCAGCUGUAUAAUGCUGGGUAUAAAUCUCUGGCUCAUCUGGCCAACGCGGACCCGAACGUGCUGGUGAAAUCUGUGGAGAAUCUUUUUAAGAGGCAGGCGAAUCAGAUUGUGGCUUCAGCAAAAAUGCUGUUACAGGAGAAGGCAGAAGCUCUGCAGGAGGAGGUUGACGAGCUGCUGAUGUUCCCUACUGACCUCCCGUCUGCCUAAACGUUUACUAUUUUAUGUAAUUCAAUUUAACAUUUUUGCUAUUUAUAUUUAUCCUUGAUGGCUAGCCCAACUGUCUAAAAUAAAAAUGAGACAUUUAAU
Messenger RNA from Tachysurus vachellii, 3339 nucleotides. RefSeq names its product helicase, POLQ like (gene helq). Gene Ontology annotation, molecular function: nucleic acid binding; ATP binding. The transcript is spliced from 18 exons. The record is from RefSeq and is a predicted model, not a curated record. The coding region runs from base 226 to 3240 and encodes 1004 amino acids. Lineage: Eukaryota; Metazoa; Chordata; Actinopteri; Siluriformes; Bagridae.